Molecule: messenger RNA, 2841 nt
Organism: Ascochyta rabiei
Lineage: Eukaryota; Fungi; Ascomycota; Dothideomycetes; Pleosporales; Didymellaceae
Product: 3',5'-cyclic-nucleotide phosphodiesterase
Exons: 6
Coding region: 1-2841 (946 amino acids)
Biological process (GO): signal transduction
Molecular function (GO): 3',5'-cyclic-nucleotide phosphodiesterase activity
Source: RefSeq, a predicted model, not a curated record
AUGGAACAUGGCGCAUGCAACGUCAUCUACGUCGACCGGCGCGCCAACGACGAGCACGUGAGACGAGAGACGCUGUCGAGCUCUCUCAUCGCCAGAACCAGCACAGGCAACGUCGGACAGAGCUACUUUGCCCUGGGCAAGGCGCCGCCUGUCGAGGUGCACGCCAAUGUCGAGGCCAUCCUGUCCAUGUUCAAUGAAGUCUACAUCUGCGGUUCUGGCCGCUCGUGCCUGUCCAAGAUCACCCAGCUCGUCGACGCCACCAAAUCAAACAUACCCACCUUCGUAAUCCUCGACGUACCCUACGACGAAGAACUGCGACUGAAACGAUUGUCGCGCGAACCGCGCACCCCCUCGCCCACAUCUUCCCGCAUCAUGAGGGUCGACAACAGCGAGCCAGACGACACCUACGGCACCCACCUGCUCACACACGUAUCCUCGGAGAUCUCGUCAAGAAACUUCUCCAAGCUCGUGGUUCCUGUCGUCAUGCUGACGGGCUUGGAGCGCGAAUCUGCCUCGGCUGCGGCCUCUCUGUCAAGUCUCAACAAAACCCAAGUCCUCACCGACACGGUCCGCCUAUCCAAGUACCUCGACUCGGGCGCUGUGGAUGUCUUGUCCAGUCCAUUGUCCAAAGAUCGCAUGCACGGCUUGGCCGUCCAUGCCUACAGGCUGCAGAAGGAGGCUACGCGCGAAGAAGCAAGCUUUCUGACGACAAAGAGGAAUCGGAAACUAUCGUGGGUCGGCGUAGACGACGCGAAGCCCUAUGCAUAUCUGCGCGAGGCCAUGGUGUCCAACUUGAUGACUGGCAUCUGCAACCCGGAAACCGUCGGAGAUUCAAUAGAAGCCUCUGACUUCGAGCUGGAACAAGAUCGAAGGAGUGUGGUGGAAGAGAAAGUAGCCACCUGGGCCUUUUCAGCACACGACUUCACCGACGACGAGCUGCUCUACGCGGCGCUGGUGAUGCUUGAGCAUGCAUUAUCCACGCCAGAGCUAUCUCAGUGGCACAUGACCCAAGACGAGCUGAUCGUCUUCCUCCUGGCCAGCCGCACCGCGUACAAUGAGUUUGUAAAGUACCACAAUUUCCGUCACGUCGUGGAUGUGCUCCAGGCGCUGUUCCACUUCCUAGUGCGAACAGGGACCCUGCCAGCCUACCCUCCCACCGGCAAAGACUCGCUCGCCGACAAAUCCCCAAUCGCCGACCUACUGAAGCCCUUUGACGCGCUCACGCUGCUGAUUUCCGCCAUUGGACAUGACGUCGGUCACCCGGGUGUCAACAACGCGUUCCUGGUAGCCCUGAACGCGCCUCUGGCCCAGCUCUACAACGACCGCUCCGUACUCGAAUCCUUUCAUUGUGCCGCCUACUCGCAGAUCCUGCGUCGUUACUGGCCAAAAGUCUUCUCCGACAUUGCUAUGCGCAAACUGAUGAUCAACAACAUUCUGGCUACCGACAUGGGCUUGCAUUUCAAGUACAUGAGCGAUUUGGGCAGUCUACAGGAGAAGAUUGCGCAUGACAAAGGCGUAACCGAUGGCUGGAGUGUCAAAGUCCGCGAGGAGCAGAAGGACUUGACCUGCGGCCUUUUGAUCAAGUGCGCCGAUAUUUGCAACGUCGCACGCAAGUUCGACACUGCCGCCAGGUGGGCCAACAUCCUCACAGACGAGUUCAGCGACCAGGGAAUCAUGGAAGAAGAGCUACAGAUGCCGUCCUGUCUGUUUGGAGGACCGCCGGUCCAGAACGACAUGAUCAAGCUUGGAGAAUCUCAGAUUGGCUUCAUGAACAUCUUCGCCAGGCCUCUGUUUGAGGCUGUGACCGAUAUUCUACCUGCGAUGCGUUUUGCCGUAGAUGAAAUCCUGACCAACAAGUCCAUCUGGGACGACAAGAUCGUCCAGGAGAAGCAGAGAAGGAAGACAAAGAGUCCCAUGCAUCUUGGCACGCUGCAGGCUUCCUUCUUGCCCGAUCCAACUCCCAGCCCGUUCUCUGGCGGCCCAGUCAAAUCCAAUGCUGCCAUGCCCGCGCCGCCGACCAUAUCAGAGGAAGCAGCUCACCACGAAUCUAGCGGCCAUGGCCAGGGCAUAAUAUCUGCAUCACGUAGGUCAUCUGCUGCCAUGGCACUUGCGUCCCGAGAGAAUCAAAGCUCCUCCAGACGAGGGAGCGGCGAUGCCAACCUCACUGCCAUACUCGUCACGCACACUCCAAAUGCAGCUGAUGGAGAUUUCAGGGGCUCGGAUGCCGACAAUGAGGAUCAUUCCCGAGCGGACCGUAAGGAUACGCUGACAAAAUCUUCAUCCAAGAAGAACAGAGAUAAUGGCAGGCCAGUCACGGCGCCCGCCCCCGCCAGACGCAGCCCGGGUAAGCAUCAAAUUGUCGAGCUGUAUCCCGUCCAGCAAUCGUCGCCACAGAGCCAUUCGGAGGUAGAUCUCUCGCAAGGCGCUAAUGGCAAUCUUGAAGGCUCCCAGCUGCAGAGGUGGGAGAGCAACAAGAUGAGUGGCGAAAGCGGCGCAACUCGAUCUGACCUGUCACGCGACUCGAGCUGGUGGCGACAGAUGAGCUCGAAGCGACGCGCGACACGCGAUGCCAGGAACGGCGAUCAGGAGGUUCUGUGCCAGCCCAAGGAGUCGAUGCUGUCCGCUCCUACCUCCCAUCCUGGAGACUUCAACGCCCACGCCUCGACGGGCCUGAGCCCCGGCAAGAAACACGCAACCGGACGAUUCAAAAGCUUCUUCAAGCGGAAGCCCAAGGGUCCGGAAGAGCAUGGAAAACAACUCUCCAGCUUCGGCAGCUCCUCGCAGCUCCGAACAACACCGCCUACCAGCGACCAGGGUCGCUCACUCAACAGCGAGGAUUGA